Messenger RNA from Megalops cyprinoides (Indo-Pacific tarpon), 3394 nucleotides. RefSeq names its product nuclear factor I/A (gene nfia). Gene Ontology annotation, molecular function: RNA polymerase II cis-regulatory region sequence-specific DNA binding; DNA-binding transcription factor activity, RNA polymerase II-specific. The transcript has 12 exons. The record is from RefSeq and is a predicted model, not a curated record. Gene Ontology annotation, biological process: regulation of transcription by RNA polymerase II. Bases 1609 to 3252 code for a protein of 547 amino acids. NCBI's taxonomy places the organism in Eukaryota, Metazoa, Chordata, Actinopteri, Elopiformes, Megalopidae. Gene Ontology annotation, cellular component: nucleus.
UUUAGUUGUGCAUUUAUUGAAAGGGAAUUAGCUAACAAGGUGCUUUCAUUAAAAAGUGAUUAUGUUUGCUCACUUGGGCAAGAGCUUUGCAGGAGUUCUCUCCUCUCUAAGCCCUCUUUGCGAGGUUGAAGGUCUUCUGGGCAUUCUGCCCCAGAGCGAGGGGUACCUGUGCGCCUCCGCUCCCCUCCCUCCAGCCUUUGCCGUAUCUCUGCCUAAAUCGAAUUCCGCAGCCGCUGCCACAAAGGAAGAACUGUUUGAUGGUCAGUCUCCCUCUCUUUCUCUCGCUGGGCUCAGGAACCUGAGCUGCCGAGACCUGCUCUCAGUGCCUGCGCUCAGGUGCUGCAAGCUGCAAGUGCAACUGGUCCUGUUCAGAAAAGUGUGAGGUGUGUGUUUUUCUAGUUACCCCCAUAGAUAAUGUAAUCAAUUAAUGUCAUUACACUUCCAGUUUGUUGAUUCAGAAAAUUAAUUUGCAGGAUACCGGAUAUGGUUGUACUUUGAUUCCUCUCAAUAGGACCCACGUUAGUCUGCAAAAAAAUGCCCUGUGAAAACUUACAGACGAGUACAUUAAUUAUUAUUCAUUGCCGUAUGGAAUUAAAAUAAUUAUUACCAUUUUAUGACUGACCUCUAACACUUUCAGCUAGUUUUAGUGUAGGAAUGCGUUAUGUAGAAGCAUAACCGUAAAAGAAAACAAGUGUAUCCUAUUCAGAAGCAUCUAAAGUAAUUACACUUAUUUAGGACUUCUAAAAAACAACCCUUUAAAAGCUUUGAUCACUUACUUAUCCAUCAUAAAAUGAAUAAAGAUGAGCAGCGAUCUGACAGCCCGUCCGCAGUAGCUUUUCAGUCCUUCCACAAAUGAGUGUAUUGUCCAAGAGUUGUCUCCAUAAAAAAUAUUGCUCUAUACAUAUAUAGACAUGAUAAUGAAAAAUCAUGAAAACAAGAAAAAUCAUCAACAGCUAAAACCGUCUACCUUCAGUGUUCAAGCCUUACACUUUAUGAUGUAGUGCAUUCUAUGUGAAAGAAUUUAAGCCAAUAGAUACAUGUUUUCUGGGAGAAGGAAAAGUGGGGGGAAAAAAGCCCAAAACAAAACAUCGCAUGAUAGUCUUUAAGCAGUUCCAUCUGUCCAGCAGAAAUUUCAGGCUAAUAGCCUGUGGCGCUGCAGUCCACUGCCCUCACUCCUCUACCUGACUCUGUCCUAUUAAAUCUCUCCACUCCUCCAAAAAAAGAACUGAAAGAAAAGAAGGAACUUGUGCAGACCCAAGUCAACCGGCCGGUGGUGGUGGUGGUGAUGAUGAUGAUGAUGAUGUUGAUGAUGAUAAUGAAGAACAAGCCCUAAUUAAAGGAAGGAAAAAAAGCGACCUCAGGCACUCAGUGAAGUGGAAGAAAAAGGGCUCAUCAUUCUGUUUUUUUUAAGACAGCUCGCUCUGUGAGCAGAUGACUGCCGCUCACCUUGCCACGGGGUCUGCGUGAGAUUGGUUCAUUGUCAAGGAGUUUUUUUUUUUUUUACCCAUGAUUCCAUAUGGUAUGGAGCGGGCUACAUGUUGCCCAACAUGCCAGUGCAAAUGUUUUCUCAAUUAGGUGUCUUAUCUCCGGUGAGUGCACUAGCAUCAGAUGAAGCUUGCUGACAGCGUAAUGGCAGGCAAAACCUCGGAAGGCUCCAUCAAAUGGCAGCUCUGCUACGACAUCUCGGCCAGGACGUGGUGGAUGGAUGAAUUCCAUCCAUUCAUUGAAGCGCUAUUGCCCCACGUGCGAGCGUUUGCCUACACAUGGUUCAACCUGCAGGCCCGCAAGAGAAAGUACUUCAAGAAGCACGAGAAGCGCAUGUCCAAGGAAGAGGAACGGGCGGUGAAGGACGAGCUGCUCAGCGAGAAGCCGGAGGUCAAGCAGAAGUGGGCAUCGCGGCUCCUGGCCAAGCUGCGCAAGGACAUCCGGCCCGAGUUCCGGGAGGAUUUUGUGCUCACCGUCACCGGGAAGAAGCCGCCAUGCUGCGUGCUCUCCAACCCUGACCAGAAGGGCAAGAUGCGGAGGAUCGACUGCCUGCGCCAGGCGGACAAAGUCUGGAGGUUGGACCUGGUCAUGGUGAUUUUAUUCAAAGGUAUUCCUCUCGAAAGUACUGAUGGCGAACGGCUGGUAAAGUCCCCACAGUGCUCGAACCCAGGGCUGUGUGUGCAGCCUCAUCACAUAGGAGUUUCAGUAAAGGAGCUCGACUUGUACUUGGCCUACUUCGUGCAUGCAGAAUCAGGGCAGUCUGAAAGUCCAAACCAGCCUAGUGAAGCUGACAUCAAGGACCAGCCAGAAAAUGGACACCUGGGCUUCCAGGACAGUUUCGUCACAUCAGGUGUCUUCAGUGUCACAGAGCUGGUGCGAGUUUCACAGACGCCCAUUGCGGCGGGGACGGGGCCCAACUUCUCCCUGGCAGACCUGGACAGCUCCUCCUACUACAGCAUGAGCCCGGGAGCCAUGCGCCGGCCGCUGCCCAGCACCUCCUCCAGCAGCUCUGCAAAGCGCAUCAAGUGCAUGGAGGACGAGGUGGACAGUCCAGGAGAGGAGUCCUACUACCCCGGGCAGGGGCGUUCCCCGGGCAGCGGCAGCCAGGCCAGCAGCUGGCAUGAAGUGGAACCAGCUGGAUAUAAACUGCGUGGCUCGCUAGCUAGUACGUUCAUCUCAAGACAAGGGAUGCCAUCGCCUACUACAUUAAAGAAGUCAGAGAAGUCUGGUUUCAGCAGCCCCGUGCCUUCGCAGACCUCCUCCCCCCGAACGGCAUUCACACACCAUCAUCGGCCUGUCAUUACAGGACCCAGAGCGAGUCCACACGCCACGCCGUCAAGUCUCCAUUUCCCGACGUCGCCAAUCAUCCAGCAACCCGGCUCCUACUUCUCCCACCCUGCCAUCCGGUACCACCCCCAGGAGACCCUCAAGGAGUUUGUCCAACUUGUCUGCCCUGACAGUGGUCAGCAAGCUGGACAGGUGGGGUUCCUUAAUCCCAACGGGAGCAGUCAAGGAAAGGUGCACAACCCAUUCCUCCCCACGCCCAUGUUGCCCCCUCCGCCGCCCCCGCCCAUGGCGCGACCCGUGCCCCUGCCUGUGCCAGACUCCAAACCUCCCUCCACUUCCACGGAGGGAGGGGGCAACUCUCCCACCUCGCCAACCUACUCCACGGCCAGCACGUCCCCAGCGCAGCGGUUCGUCAGCGUUGGCCCCAGAGACCCCAGCUUUGUAAAUAUCCCUCAGCAGCCUCAGUGGUACCUGGGCUAAAGACUCCAGACUCUCACCGCCCGCUCGACAGACCACUUGACCCCCGCUGUCUCCCCUGAGUGCAACCUGCAAACCUGUACACCUGUCUGACAGAGAGGAGCCGCCCGCCGACCCCCCCAACACACACCUGCACCUGAGAGAA